AUGCGCAUCCCAACUUUAAGUACUUCAUUAACUGGGCGCGACAUUGUGCCCGAGCACGAACAGGAUAUUUUCUUUACUAGCCUCGGCUUGGCCGUCCUCGAUGAGAUUCGGGUCCCCGGCCAGGAACCGCUGAGAAACAUACUAGGUGGCUCAGGGACAUAUGCAACGCUCGGUGCGCGAUUGUUUCUUCCCGGGUCACUCAGUCCCAACUUGGGUUGGAUGAUCCGCGUUGGAAAUGACUUUCCGAUACCUGUCGAAGAAGCUCUGUGGAGCUGGAAUCCAACUUUGGUUAUUCAAAAAGAGCCGGGUAGCGCCUCCACGAGGGGCUUACUUGAGUAUCGAGAUACUACCUUUGGACCAAAGGACUUCAAGUACACAACCCCGGUCCUCGGAGUCCAAGAUAGCAGUUUAGAGGGAACAGCACUUCUGAGGUCAAAGGCAUACCACUAUUUAGCCUCGCCCCAGGACAUCAAAACACGGAUAGCAAAUCUCUACGCUAUGAGACAGAAGGAGGCUAUAUCUGAUCGUCCUUUGAUAAUAUGGGAACCGUCUCCUCUGUUUUGCAACCCGAACGAUCUCCAGGAAUGCCUAGAGGCUGCAUCAAUCGUUGAUGUGUUCUCUCCAAAUCACAUAGAGCUGGCCAGAUUAUUCUCAGUGUCGCUUUCUGCUGAAUCAGUCCGAAGAAACAUGGAAGAUCUUGCAGCGCGGGUCCUAGAGCGAGGAGUUGGACCAGACAGCCAAGGCGUUGUGAUCAUUCGGGCUGGUGAGCAUGGGUGCUAUGUCAGUGCACGUGGUCUUUCUCCCAAAUGGCUCCCUCCGUAUUAUGGACCUGGCUCAGGGGAACUGAAUGUCUCGAAGGUAGUUGAUCCGACUGGGGCGGGAAAUACCUUCCUGGGGGCGUACGCUAUAGGGUAUGUCAAGACGGGCAACGUCAUUGAUGCAGCUUGCUACGGCUCAGUUGGGGCAUCGUUCGCCAUAGAGCAAGUGGGUAUACCGGAGAUCAAAGGUGAACAUGGCAGAGAGGUGUGGAACGGGAUUAGCGUUUACUCAAGAUUGCAUGAAUACAUGUCUAGGAUCAUUUAG
This is a messenger RNA of Penicillium atrosanguineum, 1083 nucleotides long. RefSeq lists its product as uncharacterized. Bases 1 to 1083 code for a protein of 360 amino acids. The transcript has 3 exons. The record is from RefSeq and is a predicted model, not a curated record. NCBI's taxonomy places the organism in Eukaryota, Fungi, Ascomycota, Eurotiomycetes, Eurotiales, Aspergillaceae.